AUGCCUUCCCUUCGCUGUGCCCUCGUUUGCAUCCUCACUACACAGGUGGCGGUCGCCCGCAAUUGCUCCGAGCGGUCGGGUGGCGCCUUCGUUACAAUCCGGGUAGGGGAGAACGAGUCUGUCUCGCCUUGGGUAGAGGACGAGGACUUCAUAGAGGCAGCCAUUGCCCAUGCAGUUCGCCCACCAGGCACGCUGACUACUGACAAGUCAUCCAAAGCCGUGGGAAGGAUCCCUGUGUUCCAUCAGAUUCUAUCUGGCAGCGACUGCGACAAGUGGUCCUGGCACGUGGACCCGAAGAAUGUUGGUUGGGCAGAACUGGCGGUCGAGGUUUGUGACGCCUCUCCACGCUACAUCGAGGAGCACUCGGAGGCAUGGCGUACAUCACCUGGCCGCUGGUGCCCAUGGAAAGUCCAGGUGCUCAAAGUUGAGGAUCGGAGAGGCAAGCGCCCAGAGUUCAUCAGCAAGCCUGCGUUGCGAGGAGAGUCCGGCACCGUGUCCAACUUUGGCUCCACGCUUGGGUCGACCUUCGGUAAGUCUGAUGACCUCUGGAGCCACUCGGACGUAUUUGUACACGGCGGUCUUUCGAACAUGGGGCGCCAGAUUUCAAAACAGGAUCCUCCGAAAUCGAUGGCGCAGGGAGGGUUAAGUGGAACUGCUCAGUUGUCCCAGUCUGGAACGAGCACGGCAACCGGUGCAAAUUUUGUGCCAUGGACGAAGGCACUUGGGUCAGUCAUUGCGAGCCCGGGCAAGCUGGCAAGUCCGAAGACGAAAGCCUCUAAGCUUACAGGCAAGGCGAAGUGCUCGCCAGAUGUUCGGCGUGCGUUUCGCUCGAAGCCGGUGGAGAAGUGUAGCUGUGCAACGAUUACGGCCGUGUGGUCUGCCUGCGACACUUUCUGGGAGAUAGACACAACACACUCUGGCGCCAUUACAAGACAGGUGUACAUGGACUUCUUGAAGUACAUUUGUCCCUCAGUCAACACGCUCCGCAUGCUCCGCAGGGCAAGGCUUGAGUGCCGCUUCCGCAGCUCGGCUGUGCCUGUCAGACUGGAGGAUUUCCUUGCGAUGGUGUGGCCGACUGCUACGAUCGAGGAUGCCACUGCCAGACAUGUUCAGGUCUUGACUUCAAGUCCAAUGCGGCGCUGGCCGAAGGACCGUGCAAAGAUGCUGAGAUGGGCCGAGCUUCGGGAGGCGUUGGCCGUGGUUCGCUUCAUUCAAGUUUGCGCUUGGGGUUGGUAUGCCGCCAUAGUCGCUGCUGGUUGUAAUUCAACUCACAUGUCACUGCCCUCACCGCAAAGCUCCAGUUCGGAUGCGAAUCGCUGCCUAUGCUGCUCCUGCUCGCAGCUGGGCGUGUCAAAUCCUGUCAUGCAGUCGCACUCGAACGCCUUAAACAUCGUUGCAGUACCCUCCAUGAACCUCGAGAUAGACAAUGAAGACGAGAACGAUGACGGGACCAGCAAGUCAUGGCCAUGCGCCUCUAAUCACAAGCCAAUGUGGGAUUAG
Messenger RNA from Symbiodinium necroappetens, 1500 nucleotides. The record is from the annotation of a GenBank genome assembly. Lineage: Eukaryota; Dinophyceae; Suessiales; Symbiodiniaceae.